CGCUGACGGACCUGUCGUUCACUUUUUUCUAUUUUAUUAAAUAAACCAUAUGGACUUUGCAUUGAGGAUUCCGCGUCAUAGUUAUAGCCUUUUUUAAGUUUAAUAAUGUUUAAAAAUAACGGAAAGAAGACCGCUAUAACUGUAGCCAGCACAGCCUGUCUGUGCAUGCUGCUGCUGCUGCUGGCGGUGCAGCAUCUCCGGGUCCAGGUGGAGGAUGAGGGGGCGAAGGGAGAAGAUGCUGGAACCCGCUCUCUUCUCCAGGAUGCCGCUCGGGAAAAAGAGCAGGACGCCCAAACUAAGAAAGGAUUCUCGGCGUACUUCACCAAACUGACCCGGAGUCGGAGGGACGUGGAGAAGCCCGCGCGCUCAGCGUCCGCUGAGGCGCCUCCAGCUGAGGACAUUAGCGCUGAUGACAUAUUCAUCGCUGUGAAGACCACCAAGAAGUUCCACCAGUCCAGGCUGAAUCUGCUCCUGGACACCUGGAUCUCAAGAAACAUACCACAGACAUACAUCUUCACGGAUGGAGAGGAUGAGGAUCUUAAAAAGAAAAUUGGGAGUCACGCCAUCAACACCAACUGCUCUGCAGCUCAUAGUCGACAGGCGCUGUCUUGCAAGAUGGCGGUGGAAUAUGACAAGUUCAUAGAGUCGGGGAAAAAGUGGUUCUGUCACGUAGAUGACGACAACUAUGUGAAUGUGAGGACUCUGGUGAAGCAACUGUCCCAGUUCCCCCACACCCAGGACAUGUACAUCGGUAAACCCAGCCUGGACCGGCCCAUCGAGGCCACAGAGAGGCUGGGGGACAAUAAGAUGAAACCAGUCAACUUCUGGUUUGCUACUGGAGGAGCCGGCUUCUGUGUGAGCCGGGGUCUGGCGCUGAAGAUGAGCCCAUGGGCCAGUGGCGGUCACUUCAUGAACACAGCAGAGAAGAUCCGCCUGCCCGACGACUGCACCGUGGGCUACAUCAUCGAGUCGGUCCUGGGGGUCCCUCUGACCCGCAGCAGCCUGUUCCACUCCCACCUGGAGAACCUGCAACAGGUGUCAAGAUCUGAGAUACACAAACAGAUCACCCUCAGUUAUGGGAUGUUUGAAAACAAAAGUAAUAUCAUUAAUCUGAAAGGAGCUUUCCCUGUGGAGGAGGAUCCAUCAAGGUUCAAGUCUGUGCACUGCCUCCUGUACCCAGACACCCCGUGGUGUCCCCCUCAGGUUGCCUUUUAGGGCGACCGCUCCUUUCUCAUCCUCGUCCCCGUCGUGCCUCGGUAUCUGAAAGGCUCGUGGGGACCAGUGUUUCGUAUUAGACCGCGCGGCUGCUGUAUUGUUACUGCAGUUUCGUGCGGUCUUUAUUAGUUUAACUGGGCUGCUGUGCGGCCCGCCUUGGGACUUUCCCUUCCUGUCCGGAGCCAGGACCUUGCCCCAUAAUGUUCUGGAGCAGGACCCCAGCUCUAGACAGGAAGUUGCUUUCAGCGUUUAGCUUUGCAGGCAAUCAGUUGAGCUUUGUGAUGUAUAUGUUGCUUGUAAAUGUAUCUGCGAUUCUCAUAGAAUGUAUUGCCAUUAUAUGCGAGCCUUUUUGCCAGCUUUCAUUAACACUUUGUCUGUUUUUAGCUUGAAAAAAUGCAAAGCCAUAUAGGUCUUUGCUUGUAUACUUUUGGGCUUUUUUCAGGCAUUUUUGUUUAGAUCUUUAACUUUGACUCCGGACAAACGCUCUAAUAUGAAGAUUUUUUUGGUGCUUUUAAGUUGACAGUGUUAUUUCUUUCAUAAACUGAGCUGGCAGUAGGCAGAUAUUCCAAAUGCGUCGUUCAGUGACCUAAUCUGAGGUAUAUCAGGACAAAGCACUUUUCCCUUUUUGAUAUUUUUUUGGUAACUUAAUUUACGUCCUUUUAUUGACAUGCCUCAGAUUUGUGUCCAUACUAACACAAUUCACAAAUAACCUGUCAAAAUCUCUAUCUAUUCAUUUAUAUCUAUUUAAAAAAAACUCCUUGCAUUUGUUACAAUCAGGGAAAUUAAUGAGGGGAAAGAGAUUUUGAUAUUUUAAAUUGCUUUGGGAUGUUUUUUUUUGUUUAAUAAUUGCACAGCUGAGUUUCAAAUGAGCUGAUGUUUGCUCCUGAAAAGACACUUACCUCAAAGGCUCAACAAUGAAGAAAGAGGAGUGAAUUCUAGCUUGGAUGACCCAAAAAAGCUAAAAUCACUUCCAAACAUUGGCUAAACCUAAAUAAUAACCACAUGUAAUCCGAGCCACAGUCUGUAACAGUUUGCACGAAAGACUGGUGAGCUUUUCUGUUAUUAAUAACAAAAUAAUAUUAUUUAUCUACACAUGUUACUGUUGAGGCCUGCGAGGUGACGACUUUACAGGAGCAACAUGAGUGUUUUCACAUGGAGGUGUUCCCUCUGUGUCUUCUCUCACCCAUAUUGGGUCACAUUGUACAUUUUGAUUACAGUAUUGUGUACUGUUUAAAUUAGUAGUAAUUGUAAAAUGUUUAAAAAAAAAUGUAAUUUCCCCUUUGUGGUUUACAUAAUGCUUUUAAUGACCCUGACGUGAUUUUUUUGAACUGUGCUAAAUGAAUGUGGUGUUUAUUCUCCAGUAUCUGGAGGCUUUGAAAGGUUCAUUCCCAACACUGGCUUCUCAGGGAUUAUGAGCUGAUCCUGGUAUUAACUACCAUGGGACCCAAGGUGGGACCUGAAACUUUGAAUAAAAGUGCAUAACCACUGAGAAACUUUA
Notothenia coriiceps (black rockcod) is the source of this 2713-nucleotide messenger RNA. It is a transcript of the gene lfng, whose product is annotated as LFNG O-fucosylpeptide 3-beta-N-acetylglucosaminyltransferase. Bases 106 to 1215 code for a protein of 369 amino acids. The transcript has 8 exons. Lineage: Eukaryota; Metazoa; Chordata; Actinopteri; Perciformes; Nototheniidae. Gene Ontology annotation, biological process: pattern specification process. The record is from RefSeq and is a predicted model, not a curated record. Gene Ontology annotation, molecular function: O-fucosylpeptide 3-beta-N-acetylglucosaminyltransferase activity. Gene Ontology annotation, cellular component: Golgi membrane.